AUGGAGGGUAACCCCGCGGAGCACGAUGAGAUUGUGUCUCAAUUCUGUGCUAUGACUGGAACCCAGCCUUCAGAGGCCCAGGAAUACCUAAUCGCCAAUAGAUGGGACAUGGAAGCUGCUGUCACAGAGUUCUUUGCGGAGCAGGACGAAGCUUUGCAAGAUGCGCAUGCUGAUGACCGACAGAUUGGCACAGAAGGUACUGCUGGAGCUUCGGCAGGAGGUAGAACACUUGGGGGAAGUGCGGUACCAGCCUCGUCCUCCACUGCAGCUGAAUCCUCAUCAUCCGCCCGAGGCGCUGCGCCCAAGAAGAAGUUUGCGACACUAGGAGACUUUGCUUCAGGAGGCGGUGGCGGUGGUGGUGACUCGUCGGAUGGCAAUGAUAGCGAUGAGCAUGAUUUCUUUGCCGGUGGUGAGAAGUCGGGACUAGCUGUUCAGAACCCAGAUGAUUUGAAGAAGAAGAUCCUUGAAAAGGCCCGCAGGGCGCAGCCUCCUCCUUCUGACGAACCCCAGCCAAGAGAAUCGCAUUUCACCGGUACUGCCCGCACACUUGGUGGCGACGAUGCGCCCAGCCGGGUCAUCGAAACCUCAUCUGCACCGACUCAGCAGCGAGCCCAGCGCGUCCAAAGAACCCUUCAUUUCUGGGCCGAUGGCUUCUCGGUCGAUGAUGGCGAGCUGUUUCGGUCAGACGAUCCCCGCAAUGCAGAGAUCCUGGACGGCAUCCGCCAAGGUCGUGCGCCUCUAUCUAUUAUGAAUGUGCAACCUGGGCAGGAGGUCGAUGUGGAAUUGAAGCAGCACGAGGAAAAGUACAUCAAGCCUAAGCCAAAAUACAAGCCGUUUUCAGGAUCCGGACAACGCCUAGGUAGUCCGACGCCAGGUGUACGAGCUCAGGCCCCAGCACCUUCUACUUCUACAGCUGGGCCAUCUACUCAAGAACCAGCCAAGCCAACUGUGGACGAGUCUCAACCCACAGUCACUCUACAAAUCCGCCUCGGGGAUGGUACAAGGCUGACUUCUCGGUUCAACACCACUGCCACUAUUGGCGAUGUCUACUCCUUCGUCGCUGCUGCUACUCCAGACGGCGCGAAUCGCGCAUGGGUAUUAAUGACAACCUUCCCAAGCACGGAGCUCAAGGAUUGGCAGCUUGUUCUCGGCGACAUGCCCGAUUUCAAACGUGGAGGCGUUGUCGUCCAGAAGUGGCAGUCAUAA
Molecule: messenger RNA, 1206 nt
Organism: Penicillium paradoxum
Lineage: Eukaryota; Fungi; Ascomycota; Eurotiomycetes; Eurotiales; Aspergillaceae
Product: protein phosphatase regulator SHP1
Exons: 3
Coding region: 1-1206 (401 amino acids)
Biological process (GO): proteasome-mediated ubiquitin-dependent protein catabolic process; autophagosome assembly; nuclear membrane reassembly
Cellular component (GO): nucleus; cytosol
Molecular function (GO): ubiquitin binding
Source: RefSeq, a predicted model, not a curated record